AUGAUGGAAAAUUCUUCUACAGAGUUCAUGUUUGUGCUUCGUGGACUGAAUGACUCAAGGACAAACAAGCACAUUUACUUUGCGUUUGGUCUUGUUGUUUAUAUUGUGACUCUGUUUGUGAAUCUGACUCUGAUUAUCACAAUCAUUCUGGAAAAAAUGCUUCAUGAACCCAUGUACCUGUUUAUAUGCAAUUUGUAUGUAAAUGGACUAUGUGGUGCUUCUGCUUUCUAUCCAAAGAUUCUUGCUGAUCUUUUUACAGACUCUUAUGUUAUCUCAUACAGAGGGUGCCUCUUACAAAUAGUCAUGGUUUUCUGGUACGCUUUCUGUGAAUUCACAUGUCUCACAGUCAUGGCAUAUGACAGAUAUGUAGCCAUUUGUAAACCUUUGGAUUAUCACAGCAUCAUGACACCCCAGAAGGUGGUAAAUUUGCUGGUUUUUACCUGGUUCUUCUCCUUUCUAGAAACAAUUAUUGGGGUUGCACUGGCAGCUCGACUACCUCUGUGUGGUAACGUCAUUGAGAAGACCUACUGCUUUAACUGGGAUGUUGUUAAGCUUUCCUGCAUAGAUGUCACUCUGAACAAUGUCUAUGGGUAUAUUCUAAUAUUUUCUCACUUUUCCCAAUCUGUAUUUAUCACUGUCUCAUAUUUUUGCAUUAUCAGGGCUUCUCUGCGUUCUAAGACAGAGCGGGUUAAAUUCAUGCAGACUUGUCUGCCUCAUUUAAUCACCCUCAUUAAUUACAUUAUUUCUUUGCUGUCUGAUGCUUUGUGUGCUCGCUAUGGACAAGGUCAGGGACUGCAGUCUCUGCGUAACAUCUUGGGAAUGGAGUUUCUUGUUGUGCCUCCUCUCCUAAACCCAAUCAUAUAUGGAAUAAGGAUGGCACAGUUUCGCAGCCGGUUUGUAAAAAUGUACAGCCAUAAAAUUAAUUUUCUUACAUCAGUAGCACACCAAGGGUAG
Messenger RNA from Colossoma macropomum (tambaqui), 954 nucleotides. RefSeq names its product olfactory receptor 1468-like. The record is from RefSeq and is a predicted model, not a curated record. Bases 1 to 954 code for a protein of 317 amino acids. Gene Ontology annotation, biological process: G protein-coupled receptor signaling pathway. Lineage: Eukaryota; Metazoa; Chordata; Actinopteri; Characiformes; Serrasalmidae. Gene Ontology annotation, cellular component: membrane. The transcript has a single exon. Gene Ontology annotation, molecular function: olfactory receptor activity; G protein-coupled receptor activity.